Molecule: messenger RNA, 696 nt
Organism: Pseudogymnoascus destructans
Lineage: Eukaryota; Fungi; Ascomycota; Leotiomycetes; Thelebolales; Thelebolaceae
Exons: 3
Coding region: 1-696 (231 amino acids)
Source: RefSeq, a predicted model, not a curated record
AUGUAUCCGCCGAACACUGAGAAGGAUCUCGCCGCGGAAUUCAAACUUUCUCAGGAGGGAAUAAAGGUCGACUUGAAGUUGAGCCAUACCAAUCUCGAGUGGGCGUUCUUGUCGUCCAUACGAGUACUGAAAUGGGCCUCCAAGUCUGUGAAACCGGAUUUGAAAUCGAUCACCGACAUUCUGUACUUCACACUACUCUUCUCGAAGUUCUCACAUAACUGCGGAGGAAGCCAUAUCGUUCGGACAGCCUCUUCGAUCGAUACACCCGAGCGCAGAAUGCGAAUCAUCGCCAUAUCAACUGUCCAUUUAGCCACCUCGUUCGCGCUUCUUGGUAGCUAUAUCCCUCUCUUGACCAGUGUUAUUCAGAGCAGGAGAAAGUUCAGUGACACCGCAAAAGGCACUGCCGACCACGCGGCCGUGGAAACCUAUACCAAGGAUGCUGCGGGCCACACUCCAGAAACAUAUAACCACGGACGAAGCCAUCCAUCUGUAACUCCUCUCUUCCGCCGCUUCUUGCCGACGCAGCGUCUCGUCACCAUCAACUUCUUCUCACCGCAGCUUCUCGUCGCCACAACUUUGUGCCACCUCCCCCAACAAUCCAACCCUCGUUUACCUGCCCACAGCACAACACCAGAUUCUCCAGAAGCCGUGGCAAGAGCAAACCUACCUCAAGGACAAUUUGCCAUACGCCGAUGA